Molecule: messenger RNA, 3502 nt
Organism: Annulohypoxylon truncatum
Lineage: Eukaryota; Fungi; Ascomycota; Sordariomycetes; Xylariales; Hypoxylaceae
Exons: 2
Coding region: 172-3381 (1069 amino acids)
Source: RefSeq, a predicted model, not a curated record
GAGUGCUAUGUUAGAAUUACAGCCGCGAGUACCGAUAACUUUGGGCAGCGUUGACGUCCUAUUUCUUGACCAUACACCAUGUUUGUCUCGUCCUCUUCUUUUAUCAAUACGUUCUGCUAGACAUGGUGAAUUGUUCAUUCGUUCGUUGUCUUCCCUAAGAGGAUCUCUAUAAUGGCCUCCGAUGCGUCAAAUCGCAGACCCAAGUCGGGGGUUCUCCCUGCCAAACUCAGAACCCUAGUUAACGACAUGAAAAGGUUUAGGAUCCACCGCCGUGAGAAGAAGGGGGCCAAAGGCGCUAUGGCCGAACCCACUUCUGCCUCCGAAAUCCUCCUGACCCCUGAGUCGACAAAGCCAAUACCAUCGACACAUAGUUCUCUGCCCGCCGCGGCAAACCUCGCCGUUCAGGUCACCAUCACUUUUGAUGAGCCCCUGAAUUACUCAUACACUCGCAAUUAUGAGACGUCGCCGUCGUUGCAGGCCACCGAGGCAUUGUGCCAAGGUCUGUUGCGGCGAGUGGAUCAUUGUUGCCAUGAGUUGAUCACCCGAAAAGAUUCAACUGCUAUGGAAUAUGCUGCUGCAAGUGGCCCAGACAAGCCGCUAAGAUUUGAGAUACAAGUCGAUAUAAUCCGUGGCUGGUCUGAGAUCUGGGCUUCCAGAACCUUCAAAUCAUACCAGAAGCAACUUUUAUCAGUUGAUGCUGCGAGAGAAAUCAUCAUAUCAACCCAUCAUAUAAUAGGGCUUUUCCUGCGACAGCACGACGAGGGUUUUGUUUGGAAAGACGGCCCAGUACGAGAUGAUCCGUUAGAUGAACAAGGGAAAUUCCCGCAUCGCGCCGGUCGUGUGCAACCUAUGUCAUGCGUGCCUCGCUCCUAUUUUCUUGAAAAAUCGCAAUCUUUCGAGCUUGUUCCUGGUUAUACCAUUGCCUUCUCCUUCACAAGCCGGUGUCAACGCCGAAAACCAUCUGAAUGGCAUACGACAGUCGAAGUGAAUAGUGGUCAGACCACCCCCUUAAAUUCUAUUGGGAUAGAAACUUUAUUCUUCGAGACAUCAUACGCCCUGGAAGGCGUCUUGAGAUCAGAAAGACAAGCCUUCGAGAAAGUUCAUAGUCUCUGUGUUAGCCUAGACGGGUGCAAAGACUGUCGCCAUCAUGACAAUGACGGCUUGGAGUUACAAUUUUCAAUCACGAACAACCUAGGGCCCCAGUUCGCUCAUCUGGAGCGAACUAUACACUGCAACAGCAAUCUUUCCUUUCACUCCGAUGUCCAAGAGUGUCUCAGAUUUGUUGGCAAAGUUGAAACUGCUCUCGCCCAAGUUCGAGACACUGCUGACGACACCAUCAACCGAAUGAACGAUUUGGAAUUUAGGAUAAUAGAGCUUCGUGGACAUGGCUGGUCUUUGGACGAGCCACUAAUUUUCGUCCUAGAUUCGUCCAAAUCCUUCCCCCAAAGAGAUGCCGUGGCGAUAUUAGAUCGGAUACAAGCCGGCAUCGCAGACAUACUACGAGGCAACGCCAUUUCGGUUCGAAUGACAGCUCACAAACGGGGACAUUUCAUUUUGGAUAAGACGUUCGUCGCUCGAGAACCUUUUGAGUCGACAGAAAAGAAAAAAGCAAAGCAGUCUCGAAAGUCGAAGGCUUACGUCUUAGACCGGUUACAACAGCGCGUUGAGAAGGAUAUUGCAAUGAUUUGCAAAGAUACUAUAACGCUUGACGAAGAGGACAAGGAGACCGGAACAGUUCAAACAGAAGUUGGCGCCUUGGAACAGAGCCCUACUCAUGAUGCAGAUGUUUCUACCUCCGUAAGUGGGCUUGAAACCACCGAGUCAAUUUCGAGGGUCCCUACGGAGAAGCACGAGGACUCUCCACGUGAAAACCCGAACCAGGAGACUAGCCCUGCCACUUCAAUUUCAGAGGGCAUGGCAGAGGACUACAACUUGGCAUGCAAAGCUGCAAACCCUGAUGCUCCCGACGAACGCGAACUUUCCGUACCUCCAUCUCCUACCAGAUGCCGACCGUUCAUUCCCGCCCGGAAAUCAUCCAGUGCCUCUGCUGCCAUAUUCAUCCCAGAGACGGGGGCUCGAGCUUUUCCAUUAGUACCACCAGGUCUAGACUCUUAUGGGGAAUCUGAAGGCGCCGCCGGCUUAGAUAUGGAUCGCGAGGAGAGAAAUUUGCAGACUAUAUCCGACGAGCCCGUUGGUGAUAACGAACCGCACCAGCCCGUCAAUGAGACAAAGGCGUCCCAAGAAAAUGGAACAGCCGUGACAAACUCAGGGGAAGAACCAGCUUACGAGCCUUCGAUUGCUUCUUCAACUCCCAGCCUGGUCUUCGGCGGUGGUUCUUCCCCUGAAAGCAGUUUCCUGAUCACGCCUAAGAAGCAUCGCCUUAGCCCCGAUGUGAGCCACCCAAAGAAUUCCACCGUAGACAGCGACGAUGAAGAGGCCAGAGACUCGGGUAUCGAUGUUCAUCAGGAUUUCGGAAAGAGUCAACCUUUCCCCUCACCUACGCUGCGACACGCGAGACCGGCAAUUUCGUCGCCGCUCCGCGUGAGCCAAACCGUUCAGGAGCAAAGCCCCCUCACCAUUCCCGCGAUUAGUACCUCGCCGUCGAAGAGUACCAUCGAACUUGCCGACCGGACCUUCGGUCAAGAAACAUCGUCCGCCCCAUCUAUGACGCAAGUUCAUCUUGCCUCUCCGACAGAAACCGAUGCGGCCGACAUAUUCGUAUCCGCAGUUACAAGUCCGAGCAAAACCCACGUCGGAGCCCAAGAUUCGAAAGAAACAAGCUCCGUAUCUUCUCCCAGCAGCGAACCCGAACUCCCCAUCCUCGCCCCGCAGCCCAUCACAGACGAAAGCGAGAACGAGAAUGAAAACGAGAACGGAAACGAGUUCCAAGAAUGCACCACGAACUCCUUCGCCCAAUCCAAGCCAGACUUCACCUUCUCAUCCCCGCCCGCGAUCUCCUCGCCAUCUUACAGCGAUUCAGGCGACAACCCCAGCCCCAACCCCAACAACCCUAACACCAUCUUCACCCCCAGCACCGGUUCCAGCUCCAACAACAUCAGCCCGAACCCAAACCCAAAUUCUAAUCCUAUCCCGAACCCCGAGCCCCCGCGCCUGCACAUAGACAUGAGCCCCGACCCGUCGGAGGCCGACUUCGACUCGGACGCGGAGCUGUCGUCGCCGCCCAGCCGCCCCCUGACGCAGCGCGGCUCGUUCGGCAGCGCCGGCGUGCUCGGCUUCCACGAGCAGAUGUUCGGGUCGCUGAGCCUGAGGACGGCGCUCAUGCGCUCGCGGCCCGGGUCCAGCGGCGAGUUUAGCGGGGGCGGGAGCGAGGGAGGGAGGAGUAGGAGUAGGCCUGGGACUGCGGUGUCGCAGCGUUUGUGAAGGGACGCGGGCGGCGGGUUGGUUUGCUUAGGUAGGUGGUAGGUGAGGUUGAUGUAUAAUGGUUUACUUUGUUUAGGGGAUGGGGAAGGGGUGUUAGUGUGUGUGAGGUUCAUGGUGUAGA